This is a messenger RNA of Ilyonectria robusta, 1168 nucleotides long. RefSeq names its product beta-glucanase. The record is from RefSeq and is a predicted model, not a curated record. Gene Ontology annotation, molecular function: hydrolase activity, hydrolyzing O-glycosyl compounds. The coding region runs from base 97 to 984 and encodes 295 amino acids. The transcript is spliced from 3 exons. Gene Ontology annotation, biological process: carbohydrate metabolic process. NCBI's taxonomy places the organism in Eukaryota, Fungi, Ascomycota, Sordariomycetes, Hypocreales, Nectriaceae.
AUUGACUCUCCUCUGCGACCGCCUCUCGUUUCUGAACCAUUAAUUCGCGCCCACUGUACAUACUUUACCUUCGUUCCUCCCACCAUCAAAACCGCCAUGGGCCUCGGAAAUAUCCUCACGGCGCUGGCAGCCUUCCUCCCGGCCAUCCACGCCGCGGUGCCAGCCAUCGCCGGCUUUUCGCUGACCUGGAGUGACGACUUCGUCGGCACGGCAAACAGCCUCCCGAACCUGGCCAACUGGAUCGUCGACACGGGCACAAGCUACCCCGGCGGUCCCUCGCAAUGGGGCACGUCAGAGAUCCAGACGUACACCAGCAGCACCAACAACCUCAAACUCAACGGCAAUGGCGCGCUUCAGAUCACGGCCAUCAGGGACUCGGCCGGCGGAUGGACAUCGGCGCGUAUCGAGACCCAGCGGUCCAACUUCAUGGCCGCUGCCGGCGGUAAAAUGCGUAUCCAGGCCAGUUUGAACUUGCCAGUUGUGGGCAGCAACGGCAUCGGGUACUGGCCCGCCUUCUGGACGCUCGGCAGUGCGUACCGCGGCAAUUACCAGAACUGGCCAUCGGUCGGCGAAUUCGACAUCAUGGAGAACGUCAACGGUAUCAACCGCGUCUGGGGCGUCAUGCACUGCGGCGUCAACCCCGGCGGACCGUGUAGGGAGACGGACGGUCUCGUCAACAGCCGCGAGUGCCCCAACACGCCCUGCCAGGGCAACUUUCACACCUACACACUCGAGGUCGACCGUACGCAGUCGCUCGAGGCAGUGCGGUGGUUUGUCGACGGCAUCCUGUUCUGGCAGAUCGUGUCGACCGACCUGCCAUCCGACGUCUGGGCCCAGAGCGUUCACAACCCGCACUUCAUCUUGCUCAAUCUGGCCAUCGGCGGCGCGUUCCCGAACAACAACUACGGCAGCUCAACGCCGCUGGCCAGCACCGUGUCGGGCGCAACGUUGCAGGCUGAGUAUAUUGCUGUAUACAAUGCGUAGGCGGGUUGUGGUGGUUGGUAUUUAUGUUUGCUUGCGGCUUUUAUGAGGGGACUGAUCUACUGCUACGUAUUUGAUUCUUGUUCAUGUUUUAUUUAUUUAGUUCACCCUGUAUGUAUACUUCUUGUUCAUGUUUUAUUUAUAGCUAGCUGUAGCUGUAUGUAUAUCGUGUGGGUUGUUUUUGUUU